Danio aesculapii is the source of this 5862-nucleotide messenger RNA. Its product is annotated as zinc finger protein 236-like. The coding region runs from base 38 to 5392 and encodes 1784 amino acids. Lineage: Eukaryota; Metazoa; Chordata; Actinopteri; Cypriniformes; Danionidae. The record is from RefSeq and is a predicted model, not a curated record. The transcript has 31 exons. Gene Ontology annotation, cellular component: nucleus. Gene Ontology annotation, molecular function: RNA polymerase II cis-regulatory region sequence-specific DNA binding; DNA-binding transcription factor activity, RNA polymerase II-specific. Gene Ontology annotation, biological process: regulation of transcription by RNA polymerase II.
AAUCGCUCACACUACACCCGCUCUAUAAACUGGAACUAUGCCGCGGGGCCGACCACGAAAACAAAGGAUUAAAGAUGACAGCGAAAUCGAUGGAGGUCAGGGAGCAAGUUCAGAGAGCCAGAAACAUGCAGAAACCAAAUGUAAUAUUUGCUCCCAGAAUUUCCCUAGUGAGAGUCAACUUCAGAGACACCUGCGAGACCAUGAAGUCAAUGAUAAGCCAAAUCGGUGUGACCAGUGUCCGGCGUCCUUUAAUGUGGAGUAUAAUCUUGACCUUCAUAAAUCCACCCACACCACCAGUGAACUCAAAUGUCCAGUAUGCCAAAAGAAGUUCUCAAGAGUGGCUAGUCUGAAGGCUCAUGUGAUGAUACACGAGAAAGAAGAGAACUUCCUGUGCUCUGAGUGUGGAGAUGAGUUUAUCCUGCAGAGUCAGCUUUCAGUGCAUCUGGAAGAACACCGGCAGGAACUCAGUGGAGCAAAGUCGUUCACCUGCAAGACCUGCAGCAAAGAGUUCGUGACACAAAACCAGCUCAGAGAACAUUUGAAAAGCCACGCCAAGAUCAGGCCCAUUAUUACAAGUUCAAGAAACUACAAGAACAUUGAUCGAAGGGGAUUCAAGAACAUUUGCCACCACUGUGGGAAGACGUUUAAGAAACCCAGUCAGCUAGUUCGACAUAUACGCAUUCACACAGGUGAAAGGCCUUAUAAGUGCUCUCACUGUGGAAAGUCCUUCAACCAGAAAGUAGUGCUGCAGACACACAUGGUGCGGCACACAGGGGAGAAACCUCACAUGUGUCAGCAUUGUCCUGCAUCUUUCUCCCAAAAAGGAAAUCUGCAUUCACAUGUUCAGAGAGUUCACUCUCAGGCGGCUGGUGUUCCUCUCUUCCCAUGUAUGGACUGUAGCUGUGUGUAUAAAAAGCUUGGAAGCCUUAAUGCUCACAUCAGCAAAAUGCACAUAUCGGUAAUGGAAGUGGAAGAGCCAGCAGCACAGAAAGGAAAUGCACAGGUUGAUCAGAGUGCAGUGGGGUCUGAAGGGCCAGAGGGUGUGACAGAUGUGAUCCAACAGCUGCUGGAGCUUUCUGACCACGUGACGGCAGACAGUGCUCAGCCACCUCCACCUGGGCAAACCAUAGGCACAGCCAUCAACCAGGACAUCCUACAGCAAGCUUUGGAGAACAGCGGACUGACUGAGAUUCCUGUUCAGCCUGAAACUCAGAGCAGCUCUGAAAAGCUUCAAUCGGACACAGUUUCCCCGAUGGCCACUUCAACAGAUGGACCAGUCCCUUCAAAAAUACUCAUGACUGACACCGUUGUGAAAAAGGAGAAAAGGAGCAUUAUCAAAAAGCCUCCACAGAUGCUAGGCACCAUCAGGCAGGAGAAUGGUGUAAGGUGGCACGGUUGUCCGUACUGCUCCAAAGAGUUCAAGAAGCCUAGUGAUCUGGUGCGUCACAUCCGCAUUCACACUCAUGAGAAACCUUACAAGUGCAAGCAGUGUUUCCGUGCCUUCGCGGUAAAGAGCACUCUGACUGCUCACAUGAAGAUCCACACUGGCGUUAAAGCUUUCGAGUGUCAGCACUGCAAGAAGUGUUUCUCCACGUCUGGGAGCAUGAAGGUCCAUCAGCGUCUGCACACAGGUUUAAGGCCAUUCCCUUGCCCUCACUGCGAGAAGUACUUCCGUACAUCAGGCCACAGGAAAACACACGUUGCCUCUCACUUUAAGAGCACACACCAUAAAAAACACAAGUACCCCCGAAAGCCUCACAAAACCAGAGUGUCCCGGAGCAAUCUGCCUUUGCCUGAUAUUCCUCUCCAAGAGCCGAUACUUAUCACAGACAUGGGACUCCUGCAGAACCAGAGCUCACGGGCCACCUUGCAGUAUCUGGACAUUGUGGAAAACGAGCGCCCAUACAAGUGCGGAUACUGCAGUAAAGCGUACAAGAAGUCAAGUCACCUUAAGCAACAUGUUAGGUCACACACAGGUGAGCGGCCGUAUAAAUGCCUGCAGUGCAGUAAAGGCUUUGCUUCAUCUGGCGUGCUGAAAGCUCAUAUCCGCACACACUCUGGCCUCAAAGCCUUCAAGUGUUUAAUAUGUGACACCACCUUCACCACCAGCGGGAGUCUGCGACGCCACAUGACUACACACAGCGACAUGCGGCCCUACAUGUGUCCCUACUGCCAGAAAACCUUCAAGUCCUCCCCCAACUGCAGAAAGCACAUGAAAACACACAGGUAUGAGCUGGCUCAACAGCUGCAACAGCAGCAGGGCUCCACUGACAUGCAGUCGACUGCAGUUGUGGACGGCACUGAGACCCAGAGCAUGCUUGAGGUGGUGGCAGACGUGCAGCAGGUGACACUGGGGGAAGAUCCACUGCAGGAAACAGAAUCCUUUGUGAGUGCCCAGCAUGCGCUACCUCAGUUUGAAGCACCAGCUCUGCCUCAGUCCACUUUUGAACAGCCCACUAUGACACAAGGUUUCACUAUAUCUGAAGGAUUCGCCCAGCAGGCACAUUUCUCUACAGUACAGCAGCUUCAGGACUCAAGCACACUGGAGUCACAAGACUUGACCGCCAGCUACCAUCCUCCCAACCUUCUGCAUGUAACACACACCGAGACGAGUGGUUUAUUACAAGAAGCUAGUCAAGGAGAACUGCAGCUUUCUAUCCAGACACAAAGCUUCCAGGAUGAGGAUGAGCUCAGCAAGAGAGUCUAUCAGUGCAGUUUGUGUGAUAAGGGUUUCAAAAAGUCCAGUCAUUUAAAGCAGCAUGUCCGCUCUCACACCGGAGAGAAACCGUAUCGCUGUAACAUCUGUGGGAGGAGCUUUGUGUCCUCUGGGGUGCUCAAAUCACACCUGAACACACACACAGGGGUGAAGGCUUAUAAAUGUAAUGUUUGUGAGACCUGUUUCACCACUAACGGUAGUCUGAACCGGCACAUGAUCAUCCAUUUGAACACAAAACCCUUCAAAUGUAUGGUGUGUGAUGAGAGCUUCCGCACCGUCAUGCUGCGCAGGAAACACAUAAGACUCCUGCACGCCGUAGAACCCAAGGUACUGACAGUUCUUGAAACCGAUGAAGCUGGAGAGGAGGAUGAUGGGUCAGAUCGCUCAGGGCUGAAAAGAAACCGCAACGGUAUCAUCACGUUAACCGAAGAGCAGACGGCAGAGCUGGCGAAGAGAGACCCAGGGGACGAGGCGUCUCUGUCAGAGAAGGUUCUUGCCCAGACAGCUGCCGAACGAGAUCGUAUUAGUGAAGUAAAAGAUAAAUGUGUUGAGCUCAACACUGAGCCCAAGUUUGCAAACCGCUGCCAAUACUGCCCAAAGAGUUUCAAGAAACCCAGUGACCUUGUCAGGCAUAUUCGGAUCCAUACAGGUGAAAAACCGUACAAGUGCGAUGAGUGUGGGAAGUCUUUUACAGUGAAAUCCACACUGGACUGUCAUGUUAAGACACACUCAGGGCAGAAGCUGUUCAGCUGCCACAUGUGCAACACAUCCUUCUCCACGAAGGGCAGUCUCAAAGUCCACAUGCGAUUACACACAGGCUCCAAACCCUUCAAGUGCCCUUUCUGUGAUCUCCGCUUCCGUACAUCAGGCCAUCGCAAAACUCACAUCCAGGGUCACAUGCGCUCGUCUGACCGCAAGUCCAAGCGGAGCUCCAGCGCUGAGCCGCAGAACUCAGAAAGACAAGAAGUGCAGAGCGUUCCUCAGUCUCAGCAUCCCUCCUCCGCCGUGGACACUCAGCAUUCUGUGGGAUUACUGCAGAGCUCCGCCACAGAUCCUAGCAUUUACAUCCCAGCAAACCCAGUGCUCACAGGCCAGUAUGAUCACAGUCUGCUACAGCAAGGGUUAGUCGGACAAGCUAUCCUGCCUGCUACUGUGUCAGCGGGUGGAGAUCUGACUGUCUCUUUAGCAGAGGGUCUUGCUACACUUGAAGGGAUUCACUUGCAGCUGACACCUACAAAUCUGGUGUGUCCAAAUGUCCAGAUCUCUGGGAUUGACCCCAGCAACAUCAACAACAUCACUUUGCAGAUUGACCCCAGUAUCUUGCAGGGCAGUUUGCUUUCUCACUCUCUGACGGCUGACUCAGGUCUGACGCCACAUGCGACCGCUCACCUCAUGACUGCUGGAGACGGUUCGGUUCCUGCCAAUGUGGUCAUUCACCCUCUGGGUGGCCUCUCGCUGCAGCCUCCACCCGCUCCAGCCAGCGUCACCAUCAGCAGCCUGACAAACGAGCAGGAGAACGCAGGUUCUCAGGAGCUGACACAAGUGUCCAGUACUGCAGGUCUGCAGGUGAGCGGAGGCAGCAGUGCUCCAGAAAUCACACUGACCAUCAAUAACUCCACUCUCACACAAGCUUUAGCACAGAGCAGUGCUGCUGUGUCCACAGCUGCCCACAGCGCACCCGAGAUCACACUCACUAUAGCAGGUCAGGACCUGUUACCCCAGCACUGUCCGACAUCUACAUCCAACAUGAGCACUGGGAUCAGACUCACUCCAAGCAGCAGCAGUUUGACAUUAACCAAUGAGCAGCUCCUUCCUCACAGUCCUCCUCCUUCAGCCAUGACCGUCAACGCACUGGCACCCAGCACCUCGCUAUCCCAGACGGGCUUGUCAACUCAAAACCUGGUGAUGUCACCAGCGGGCAUGGUCAGUGAUGGCAGUGUGACUCUGACUCUAGCGGACACACAGAUUCUGGAUUCAGUCUCUCUCAACCUGAACACACAGAUGAUGGAUAGCCAGCUUGAGGAGAAGGAUGCGGAGGCACGGAGGAAGCACCAGUGUUACUACUGCGGCGAACUGAUGCUGACAGCAAAUUCUCUGAGAAGACACUGCAGGCAGACGCAUGGAAAAGACCGCUGUCAUGUAUGCCAUGUCUGCAAUAAAGCCUUCAAACGAGCAACGCACCUCAAGGAGCACGAGUAUGUUCAUAAGAAGGGGCCCAAAGUCAAUUCCAAGCCCAGAAUGUUCAAAUGCCCAAACUGUGACAAAGCCUUCGCUAAACCCAGUCAGUUAGAAAGACACAAUCGCACACACACAGGUGAGCGGCCAUUCAAGUGUCCGCUGUGUGACAAAGCGUUCAAUCAGAAAAGUGCUCUGCAGGUGCACCGAGUCAAACACACUGGCGAGAAGCCCUACAGAUGCGAAGUGUGCACUAUUAGCUUCACACAGAAGAGCAACAUGAAGCUGCACAUGAAGAGAUCGCAUGGGUUUCUGCCGUCUUCCAGCAAACUGGGAAAAACAGAGGAAGUCGAAGUGGUGCUGGACCAUGAUUCUGACUCCGAUUCCCAGCAAGCUUCAUCCCAGGAGGGCAGAGAGUCUCGCUCGGCCCUGGAUCUGGAGGAGGUUGGACAGGAGUCUUCAGGAGACUGGCAGUGCCGCAUUCCCACCGUCUUCCCAUGAACACCUUCACUUAUCAUUGGCUUAUAGUUUGACAUGUUACUUUAGUUUUUUUUAGUUCACUGAGUGUGACUUGCAUUUCAAAGUCAUGGAUUUAUUUAUGUGAAUGAUUUCUAUUGCAUAAUGAAUUAUACAUAACCCAGUGGAAGACAGAACUUGAUGUUUGCAAGUUCAGCUUUUAAAUACGCUUUAAGUUAAGGACUUUUUGAUAGAGCCAUAUUCGUCACUGCUAAAGUAAAGAUUGUAAUUGUGUAAUGAAAGAGACAGUGUAUAGUUUUCGUUUGUAUCUCUAUCUGUGGUUCAACUAAAGCACCUAUCUAGACAUUGCUGUCUGCCGUUGUCAGUGUGUCAGACUGUAUAAAUCUAUUGUACUAGAGCUGUAGAACUGCUUAUUAGAUCCCCAGUAAUCUUGGGUAAAUCUGUUUUAUAGGAAUGAACCGAUUUUGGCACACAUUUUUUUGUAAGAUGCAAAA